AUGGAAAACAGUACUACUCGUGCGGAUCGUGAUAUAUUAAAAAAAGUUAAAUUAGAUAUUGAUCAACUCACUAUUACAAAUGCUGCUCUUCAAGAUGAGUAUGUUGUAACGUAUGUAAUGAGCACAGUGCAUCAUGAUUUACAGAAUGUUAUCGAAAAUGGCAUUGCUCAAUCUGAUUUGGCACAAAAAGUUAUGCAAAUAAUUUGCCAAGGUUUGGCUAAUGGCUAUAGAAAAUCAAUACAUCCAUCGAUUGAACGACAUGAGUUUUGGCAAAUUUUUCAUAGCACAUUUUUAUUUAUAUUGGAAAAUACUUGUCACUCGUCCGAUUAUACACUUACUGAAAACAAUACGAAAACGUUUAAAUCAAUGUGUUUACUGUUGAAUAGCUUAAAAUCAUCUCAAAACAAAACACAUCCAGUUAUUCACAAAUGCUUGUUUACCGAUCGAAUCAUAGAGAUGUUUAGAAAAUGUCUCAUACUAGUUUCCAACGACUCGUCUUUAAUGAUACGUUGCAUAGUAUUAAAAGAAAUACUUCACUGCUUUUGUUUAAAUAUUUCAUCUCAUAUGCGUGAACAAAUUCAAUCACAAAUCUUGGAACCUUGUCUACGAUGUUUACUGUCAAAACUAUACAUAGAAAGCUUCGAUCAUUUGGACAAAGAAUAUGCUGUAUUUUUUACGGAAACUUGCCCUUUAUAUAUAUCGACAUACUGUACCAACCAAGACGAGCAAAUUGCAAUUAAACUAUAUGAACCAUUUCUGAAAUAUUGGUCAUGUAUUUAUCGAAAAUCGUUUUCUUCAUCUUCCGAUUGUCAGCUGGAGAAGUUUGAAAUUCGAAAUUAUAAGUACAAUUCUAACGCUUUUAUUCGAUAUUUAGAAAUUUUAAUCAUUUGUGCGACAUUUAAGUCAACACGUGAACAAUUUCCAAAUGAUAUUAUCAAAGAUCUUCUAGAUAUUAUAGUGUCAUUAACAGAAGUACACAUCGACAAAAGUGGACAAAGUCUCUUCUCCAUUAAGCACAAAUCACAAGUAUAUAUUGUAUUAGUUUUACUUUAUAAUUUGACGUUAAGCACAAGACUAGUAUCCAUUCUGAAAGAUUUGGCGGAAUCUAAUAAUGGAAAGGAAAAAUAUAAUGAAACGCUUAUAUUUCUGUGUAAAUACAAGGAUAGAAGUCAAGAUGAAGCAAACGUAGAAAAAAAGAGGAGAUAUGAAGAAAAGAUUCAGUUUUUAGCAAAAAAUCUAUUUGCACUAAUCAUCGAUAAUAUUGAUGAUUUGCAGCAACCUGGAGAUUUAGCAUCAAAAUAUGCAACAUAUUUAUCAAGCAUGGUUGAAAAUUCGACUCAAAUACAUGGUGGUAUCCAUUUACGAACGUUACUUCAAGCUAUGCAAGUAAUUACUCAAAAUAGACAUAUGAGGAAUGCAUUGAUUGAUCAGAACGGUCUACCAUCAUUGACCAAAUCAGCAUGUGUUGAGGAGUUUGAUCGUGACACAAUUCAACAACUAGCUCUUGAUCUUAUUUGGACGAUUAGUUUCAAUUCAAAAGCAGCAAAAUUCUGGAAAAUCGACAAAAGAUUUAUCGCCAAGCUUAAAUCUUUAUUACAAUCCAAUAAACCGGAAUUAAAGUUUAGUGCGGAUGGAAUACUAUGGCGACUUGAAGGUGAAGAAGAAUUUCAAUUAAAAAAAGCACAAGAACGAGGUGUAUCGGUAGAUCGUAAUACCAAUCUAAGCAAUAGUAUUGAAGAAGAUCGCACUCGGGUUUGGGUGACGAUUGAAACUAAUGGAAUGAAAUUAGAAAAACUUCAUGCAAAUUUGAAGCCUGAGGAAUUAGAACAACUUGAAGAGAAACGUAUCAAAAACGAAAAUGUAGAGCGAAAAAAUGCACCUGUUAAUGUUCACAGUAUUAUGAUCAGUUAUUCUCAUGAGAAUGCCGAUAUGUGUCAUCUAAUUCAUGAAUGUUUGGUAAAAACAAAAAAAUAUGAAGUAUGGAUAGAUAAAGAGAAAAUGUACGGAUCAUUAAUGGAACGUAUGGCAGAAGCAAUUGAGCAAUCUGAAACUAUACUUAUCUGUGCAUCAGGUACUUACAAAACGAGUCAAGCUUGUCAGUCAGAAGCUGAAUAUGCGUACAAGAAGAAGCGUCGUAUGAUUUUCGUCAAAGUUGAACCAAAAUAUACUCCAAAUGGAUGGCUCGGCUUGUUAUUUGCCAAUAAUCACUAUAUUGAUUUUAUUAAAAAUGAUUUCUCGAAAGCAUUCAGAGAUCUUUAUGAACAAUUACAUCGUCAUCGUAACAAUGAGAUUCCUGAUCAUUCCAUUUUAGAUCAAAUCUUAACACGUGAUGUUCUCGAUAAAGCUGCUGAUAUUGUUCAGAAAAUGAAAGAAAAGAAUCAGCAAACUACGGCGCCACCAAGUUCAAAUAUCAACUCAAGUAUUCCAGUAAUUUCGAAUGUUAAUAAUGCAACAUAUAUUGAUAAUUUGAAUACGCCAGGAGAACUGACUAAUCGAUCAAGUACACCUGUAGUCCCUGAUAAGAUAUCACCAACGUUUUCUGAUGAUUCAAAACUUACAAUCAAAGGUGUCAAAGUACAUAUUAACAAAAAAGUUUCUAACCCAAUGCAUAUAUCGUCGACACCGAUUAGUCCAGUACUAAGGCCAGAAACUCCACCGCGAUCCGAAAGAACUUCAGAUCGUUUGAGAAAUAGCACUCCUGUUCCCAACAGCAUAAAUCCGAAAAACGUACUUCCACCGAUCGUUUCUGCCAGAUCAUCUGCUUCCUCUCACAAAAUGCAUGACAGUAUACAUGCAGAUUCAAAGUCAUCGCAAUCAAUGGAUCAUUCAAACAAUCAUGAUGAACCUAUUUUAAUAUUAUCUGAUGCGAAUUUAAAAAGCGAUAAUAACGAUUAUAUAAGCUUGUCACCACUAAGCAUCUCGUCCAAUAGGGAUUAUGAGUAUGACUUCUUAUCUGACAUAGAAACGGAUUCAGAAGACGAUACAUCUUCAUGUGUAAUAGAACAGUCGCGUGAAGAGAAAGCCGUUGAUCAAUGGUCGCAACAAGAUGUUCUAAAAUUUCUUUUGGAAAAGAAACUGACAAGUAUACUAAAAUUAUUCGGCAACGAUACAAUCAACGGUAACCGGUUACUUGAAUUAUAUUCGGUUAUUACUCCAAAAUCUGUACAAUCGUUAAAUAAAUUGAGAGAUAUAUUGAACUCAUCUCAAACGAUAACGAUACCUGUGGAUGACCUUGAACGAUUUCAAGAAGAAUUAAGAAAAGUGAUCCCAAAGACUUCAUGUGAUGAAUCUGUGUUUUGCGAUAUUAUGUGA
Molecule: messenger RNA, 3312 nt
Organism: Adineta ricciae
Lineage: Eukaryota; Metazoa; Rotifera; Eurotatoria; Adinetida; Adinetidae
Source: the annotation of a GenBank genome assembly